UACCCUUGUGAUUUAACGAGAGGUUGGCGCGCGAUGACUAAAAUCUGGCGUCGUGUUGCAGACUGGUGCUGAGCUGCGGCGAGUAACCUGGUGUUGGCGGUGGUCUGCUUCCUGGGAUGGUGGCGUCGCUCAUGAUGGGUUCCAACACCACCAACACGCUCCUCCAGCAGCAGCCGCCCUUACCCCGCCUCACACACCACCACAGUAACGCGUCAAAAGAUCUCGAUGCUUCUGAUUUAUCCACCACCCAGCACUACCUCAAUGUACGUGACUCAAAUCUACAAGAAAACUCCAAUCAACUCUACCAGAAAGAUAAGUCACAUAACAAUAGUCUCAAGAUGCAAGAUGGUGAGAGGAAAGAAACAGAGGAUAAUGUUUCUCAGAUUAAGGAGGAAACAGAGAUCAUAGAAGAGACUAAGGAACAGGAGGAGAAUGUCAGCAGACGUCAGGAGCUUUAUCAACUACAAGGUCAGGAGCAGGAGGAAGAAGAAGGUUGGGAGGCUGGAGAAUGGCCUGGUUCAGAUGCGUUGUGUCAGGGAGCAGCCUUCUUCAUCAACUUGGUCACUGCUGGGUCGGCCAUCACAGUAGCCAUCAUUGCUUUAGACAGGUACUUGGCCAUCGUUCGACCAAUGGUGUACGGGCUGAUGGUGACUGGUAAUAGGUGUUUGCUGAUGCUGGCCUGGUGUUGGGUACAGGCACUGCUAACAGCCCUUCCGCCUCUCCUGGGAUGGGCCAGGUAUGAGCAUCGAGGACCUGAGGGACGGUGUGGGGUGGCGUGGAGCAGCUCCCCCUCAUACACCGCUGUCUGGGUCAUCACUGUUUUUCUCACUCCUGUCAUUAUUAUGCUUGUCUGCUACUAUUUUAUUCUUCAGGUUAGUUUCCUUAUUUCGUCAUGGUUGGCAUUGGAAAUACAGUGUCACCUUUAUCAAAUUUUAUGAGUCGGUACUAUUCCU
This is a messenger RNA of Homarus americanus (American lobster), 953 nucleotides long. RefSeq lists its product as uncharacterized. Gene Ontology annotation, molecular function: G protein-coupled receptor activity. The record is from RefSeq and is a predicted model, not a curated record. Gene Ontology annotation, cellular component: membrane. The coding region runs from base 117 to 938 and encodes 273 amino acids. Gene Ontology annotation, biological process: G protein-coupled receptor signaling pathway. The transcript has 3 exons. Lineage: Eukaryota; Metazoa; Arthropoda; Malacostraca; Decapoda; Nephropidae.